Molecule: messenger RNA, 879 nt
Organism: Zychaea mexicana
Lineage: Eukaryota; Fungi; Mucoromycota; Mucoromycetes; Mucorales; Lichtheimiaceae
Product: DTW domain-containing protein
Exons: 2
Coding region: 1-879 (292 amino acids)
Source: RefSeq, a predicted model, not a curated record
AUGAGUGACGCCCAGAAAGCAAAAGACCAAGAGCCAACAACAACAGACAGUGCCGAAUCCGUAACAACCACAAAACAGACAAAACGAUCGCUUCCCGAAAAAGACAGCAGCAAUAACGGCAACGAUAAUGAACAAGUAGUAGAAUCCAAACGACCUAAAUCAGUAUCACCAUUUGACGAUUUAAAGAUUAGCGACGACAGUAUACUUGACACCGUCCAAGGACGAACAAACUGCUCACAGUGCAACAAAUCUGUGAAAUAUUUUUGUUACCGAUGCUUUAAUGUUGUCGGUAUGGAUCGGUCCGAGAUUCCGUCGCUGAAGCUACCUGUACCUUUAAAUGUGAUUAAACAUGAACUAGAACUCGACGGCAAGUCCACUGCCAUCCACGCCGGCGUGAUUGCCAAAAACGACGUAAACAUAUACAACUGGCAAAACAUCCCAGAAUUUCAACAACCCGAACGUAGUCUGCUCCUCUUCCCUGGACCGGAUGCCAAACGACUUGACGAAAUACCACGCGACUCAUUCGAUCGUAUCACCGUCAUUGACGGUACUUGGAAACAAGCAAGCAAGAUUGCCAGAGAAACACCACAACUACAACGUAUGCAAAAGGUCACGAUUGCACCGCGCAAAACACAUUUUUGGCGGUACCAGCAGAAGAGCGAUGAUCAUUUGGCGACGAUUGAGGCUAUUUAUUAUUUAUACCGCGAGUUUGCCGAAGCUUUUGAAGGCAGUUAUGAGGAUGGUCGGUAUGAUAAUCUGUUGUUCUAUUAUCGGUUCUUUUAUGAUAUGAUCCAAGACAAGUAUCGAUGCCAGCAAGGUAGUAAAAAGUUUACUCAACGGCAUCGUUCGGAUUAUAUACAAUAUGAUGGAAAGUCAUAA